This is a messenger RNA of Nyctereutes procyonoides (raccoon dog), 3424 nucleotides long. RefSeq names its product spectrin repeat containing nuclear envelope family member 3 (gene SYNE3). Gene Ontology annotation, cellular component: nuclear outer membrane; meiotic nuclear membrane microtubule tethering complex; cytoplasm. Gene Ontology annotation, biological process: nuclear migration. The transcript has 18 exons. Gene Ontology annotation, molecular function: actin filament binding. The coding region runs from base 314 to 3256 and encodes 980 amino acids. The record is from RefSeq and is a predicted model, not a curated record. NCBI's taxonomy places the organism in Eukaryota, Metazoa, Chordata, Mammalia, Carnivora, Canidae.
CUGUUGGGCGUGUGCGUAUUUCUCGUUUUGCUCUGUUUUCCAUGGUGCAUUAAACUUUAUACCAAUUCCGGGCUGUUUCGACAUCUACAGAGCGCUUCCUCUGUGCAAGGCGUUGUGGGAGGUUGGGGAUAAGCUACACACAAUCCCUUCACCCAAGAUGCGGAUAUAAAUAACUUUAAUCCAAAGCAGGUUAUAGUUGCCAUAAGCAGACAGCUAGAACUGGAGUACAGAAUGGUUUUGCCUGGGCUUCAUGGGACUCCAAGAAAGUUAAGUGCGAAAAUCUGAGCUUCUGUGUCUGCAGCUAAAAGGUGCCAUGACUCAGCUGGCCCAGGAGAGCUUCGACAGGAGCGUGGAGGACGCCUGGGAGUGGAUGAGGGCUGUGCAGGAUCGGCUGCAGGUCAACGACAACACCCAGGGGCCCCGGGCGGCCCUGGAGGCCAGGCUGCGGGAGACCGAGAAAAUAUGCCAGCUGGAGCCGGAGGGGCGCGUGAAGGUGGACCUGGUGCUGCGGGCGGCUGAAGCCCUCCUGGUGUGCUGUCAUGAGGACCAGAAGCCCGCGAUCCUGGCCCAGCUGAAGGACCUCAAAGCCCAGUGGGAGGAGACGGUCACUUACAUGACUCACUGUCACAGCCGCAUCGAGUGGGUGUGGCUGCACUGGAGCGAGUAUCUGCUGGCUCGGGAUGAGUUCUACCGCUGGUUCCAGAAGAUGCUGGAGGUGCUGGAGGUCCCCGCGGAGCUGCAGCUGGGCCUGAAAGAGAAGCAGUGGCAGCUGAGCCACGCCCAGGUGCUGCUGCACAACGUGGGCAACGAGGCGGUGCUCCUUGACCGGCUGCUGGAGGAGGCGGCUUCCCUGUUCAACAGGAUCGGGGACCCCAGUGUGGACGAGGAUGCCCAGAAGAGGAUGAAGGCUGAGUACAGUGCCGUGAAGGCCAAAGCUCAGGCCAGAGUGGAUUUGCUGGAACAGGUGACGCGGGAGCACGAGGAUUUCCAGGCGGGUGUGGACGAGUUCCAGCUCUGGCUGAAAGCCGUGAUGGAGAAGGUGAGCAGCUGCCUGGGGCGGAGCUGCAAACUGUCCACCAAGCACCGUCUCUGCAUGCUGCAGGACAUCGCCGAGGAUUUUCCCUGGGGUGAGAAGUCCUUGAGGAGGUUGGAGGAACAGGCUGUGGGUGUGCUCCAGAACACCUCUCCUUUGGGUGCGGAGAAGAUCACCAAGGAGCUGGAGGACAUGCGGAGAGUUCUGGAGAAGCUGCGGGUCCUCUGGGAGGAGGAGGAGGGGCGGCUGCAGGGCCUGCUCAGGUCCAUGGGUGCCUGUGAGCAGCAGCGGCAGCAGCUGGAGGCCGAGCUCACGGAGUUCAAGAAGGACCUCCAGAGGCUGGCCGAGGAGGGCCUGGAGCCCGCAGAGAAGGCGGGGACAGAGGAAGAGCUGGUGGCCCGCUGGAGGCUCUACUCGGCGACGCGGACAGCCCUGGCUGCUGAAGAGCCCCGGGUGGCCCGGCUGCAGGCGCAGCUGAAGGAGCUCGUCGCCUUCCCCCAUGACCUGCAGCCGCUCUCCGACAGCGUGGUCGCUGCCCUCCAGGAGUUCCAGAGCAUGAAGGGGAAGAGCACCAGGCUGCGCAAUGCCACGGGGGUGGAGCUGUGGCAGUGCUUCCAGCGGCCUCUGCAGGACCUGCAGAUAUGGAGGACCCUGGCCCAGAGGCUCUUGGAUGUCACUGCCAGCCUGCCAGACCUGCCCUCCAUCCACACCUUCCUGCCCCAGAUCGAGGCCGCCCUGGCCGAGAGCUCGCGCUUGAAGGAGCAGCUGACCGCGCUGCAGCUGAAGAGAGACGUGCUGAGGAGCCUCUUCGGCCCCGACAGGGCCACGGCGCUCCUGGAGCAGGUGGCCGGCUCCGUGCGGGACAGGGACCUGCUGCACAACAGCCUCCUGCAGAGGAAGAGCAAGCUGCAGAGCUUGCUGGCUCAGCACAGAGACUUUGGGGACGCUUUCCACCCCCUCCAGAAGAAGCUCUCGGACCUCCAAGCCAGGGUCCAAGCCGAGAACGGGUUUCGGCACGACCUUCCUGGGAAACAGGCCCAGCUCCUGAGGUUGCAGGGGCUGCAGGAAGAGGGCCUGGACCUGGGGGCACAGAUGGAGGCCAUGAGGCCUCUCAUCCAGGGGAACCCCAGCCACCAGCACAAAAUGGACCAGCUUUCCACCGACUACCAGGCCCUGCAGGGGUGUCUGGAGGACCUCACGGACAGGUGCCAGCAGAGCGUGCAGGAACAUUGUGUCUUCAGCCACGAGCUGCUGGAGCUGCAGCAGUGGAUCACCAGGGUCACCCAGAAGCUAGAGUCACACCAGGAGGAGGCAGGCCCGUGGGACGCCCAAUCCCGAGAGGUGCAAGUCGAGAGGCUGCUGGCUGAAUUCCCGGAGAAGGAGGCCCAGCUGCCCCUGGUGGAAGCCCACGGCCAGCUGGUGAUGAAGAAGUCUUCUCCAGAAGGGGCCGCUGUGGUCCAGGAGGAGCUGAAGGAACUGGCGGCAUCGUGGCAGGCCCUGAGGCUGCUGGAGGAAAGCCUGCUGAGCCUCAUCAGAAACCAGCAGCUGCAGAGGACGGAAGUGGAUUCGGGGAAGAAGAUGAUUUUCACCAACAACAUCCCAAAGGCCGGGUUUGUCAUCGAUCCCACGAAUCCUGUUUCCAGGCAUCCCCGUCAGGGGAAUCUGCUCCAGGGAGAGGGCGGCCCUGAAGGUUUCUCCCGGCUCCUGAGGAACUUUGAGCAGUGGCUGGAGGUGGAAAACACUAAGCUGGUUAGAAUCAUCGCAAUGAGAAUGGCCACAGCCAAGGAUCUGAAGACCAGGGAAACGAAGCUACGGGAGCUGGAGACUCGGGUACCAGAAGGUCAGCAACUCUUCGAGGACCUCCUUCAUCACGGGCCAGCAAGUGGGACCUCAGACGAACUGGAAGACCUGCGUUACCGGUGGAUGCUGUACAAGUCCAAACUCAAGGACUCUGGCUACCUGCUGACACAGAGUUCUCCAGGGGAGCCGGCCGGAUUCCAAAAGACUCCACGGUGGCGGUGGCAGUGGCGGUGGCGAGGACUCUGCUCCCUCUUCCGGAAGGCGUGCUGCGUGGCGCUGCCCUUGCAGCUGCUGCUGCUCCUUCUCCUGCUGCUGCUCCUACUGCUCCCCGUCGGGGAGGAGAACCGCAGCUGCUCCUUGGCCAACAACUUCGCCCGCUCCUUCCGGCUCAUGCUCCGCUACAGCGGCCCGCCGCCCACCUAAGCCGCCCGGGCAGCAGGUGACUUUCUUCUCCGACCGUCCGCCAGCCCCGGAGGUGUAAAUACUCUAUUGAUGUUCCCACAACAAAACCACUUUUUAUACGGUGUCGUCUUAGUCUAUUUAUACGAAAGGCGUACUUCUGUGUGCCUCGGAAAGAAUGUAUAGAAUUUU